Molecule: messenger RNA, 10190 nt
Organism: Manis pentadactyla (Chinese pangolin)
Lineage: Eukaryota; Metazoa; Chordata; Mammalia; Pholidota; Manidae
Gene: HELZ
Product: helicase with zinc finger
Exons: 32
Coding region: 1040-6871 (1943 amino acids)
Biological process (GO): regulatory ncRNA-mediated post-transcriptional gene silencing
Cellular component (GO): P granule; cytosol
Molecular function (GO): helicase activity; metal ion binding; ATP binding
Source: RefSeq, a predicted model, not a curated record
GAAGCUGAAACUAAGUAAUUUGAUGGGACCAUUUUUGUUUUCCAAGUAUCUCACUCAGUCAAAUGGAUUUUAGGCAGGGCUAGAUUUAGAAAGGAAAAAUACAUCAAAUGUACCAAACUUUUCAGUGGUUCUAACAUUCUCAGCUGUAGUGGAGUUUAUCCAGAGCCAAAGGUUAUUUGCAGCUAUCCUUGAUUAGUAUCUUCACAGGGGUAAUUAUAGUUUGCCUCCUUAAAUUUCCUUGUGUAACUUUAAUUGGAUGUCUUAAUUUUAUCUGUGUUUUGAUAUUCAUCACUUACUCUACACUGAGUGUUAGUGACUGUGUGUGUAGAUUUUGUGUGUCCACAAUUUCUGGGACUCUUAAAAGUACACCCUUUCCAUUGGAAAGAAGUAUUUUAGGCAAGCCAGUCACUCCCCUCAUUCUCUGAAAAAUGGAAUAAUACUUGUCUUUCUCAUAGUUAUUUUGAGUAAGAAUGAUAGUGUUGAGUUUUGUUUAGCUCAUCAGGGAUUAGACUGGAUUUCAUUAUUUUCUGGUCACAUGUGAAUUCAGUGUUGCUUUUUCUAGUCUAACUUAAAAUACUUUGGAUUGAAAGGACCUUAUGGAUAUAGUGUAGUUCGUGAACAGUAAGUAUUCUGUAUUGGGGAGAAGGAGAGAAGUUUGCUAAUUUUACAUUUUUCACAAGUGAUUUUCUCAACUUUAAAAAUAUUUUAUUGUGGUCUAUUGAGAUAAUGUAAGUUAAUUAUGGUAGAUUGGUUACUUCAGGCUUUAUUUAUUUAUUUUUUUAACACAUCUGGGUAGCCUUUGGAUUUUGAAAUUUUCCCACAAACUUUCAUAUCUAUAACAUCUGUUCAAGAAGAAUAAGGUAUGCUUUAUUUUUUUUUCCAGAUUGAGGCACACUAUUGACAUUUUGCCUUAAUUAAAAAAACAAACUUGGGAGAGGAAGGUGGACAUAAACCAAGACUCUGUAAAUUAUAAAGAGCUCUGAUGGGCUAUUUGGGUGUUCCCCAGUGCAGUGAACUGCAGGAGUUUUGUCCCUGAGUCAUGGAAGACAGAAGAGCUGAGAAGUCAUGUGAACAAGCAUGUGAAUCUCUUAAGAGGCAGGACUAUGAAAUGGCCCUCAAGCACUGCACAGAGGCCCUCCUUUCUCUUGGCCAGUACUCCAUGGCCGACUUCACAGGGCCAUGUCCACUGGAAAUAGAGAGCAUCAAAAUUGAGAGCCUUCUUUACAGAAUUGCUUCAUUUUUGCAACUGAAAAACUAUGGGCAAGCUGAUGAAGACUGUAGGCAUGUGCUGGGAGAAGGACUGGCCAAGGGAGAUGGGGCAUUUCAGGCGGUGCUUUGCUGCAUGCAGCUGAAAGGAAAGCUCCAACCUGUAGCCAACAUUCUUGCCAAGUCACUGACAGGAGAGUCCCUGAAUGGGAUGGUAACAAAAGAUUUGACAAGACUAAAAACACUUCUCACAGAAACAGAGACAGCAACUAGUAACAUCCUCUCUGGAUAUCAUGUGGAAGACUUAGAAGAGGGAUCUUGUAAUGGUUGGCAUUUCCGCCCACCACCUAGGGGAAUCACAAGCAGCGAGGAAUAUACUUUGUGUAAAAGAUUUUUAGAGCAAGGAAUCUGUAGGUAUGGUGCCCAGUGUACUUCAGCACAUUCCCAGGAAGAACUAGCAGAAUGGCAGAAAAGAUAUGCUUCACGGUUGAUAAAAUUGAAACAACAAAAUGAAAAUAAACAGCUCUCAGGCAGUUACAUGGAAACCUUGAUAGAAAAGUGGAUGAAUUCAUUAUCUCCUGAGAAAGUGCUUAGUGAAUGUAUAGAAGGAGUAAAGGUAGAGCAUAACCCUGAUCUGUCGGUUACUGUCAACACCAAAAAAUCUCAUCAGACAUGGACCUUUGCUCUCACUUGUAAGCCUGCAAGAAUGCUGUAUCGUGUAGCAUUGCUUUAUGAUGCUCAUCGUCCUCAUUUUAGUAUCAUUGCAAUAUCUGCCGGAGAUAGUACUACCCAGGUAUCACAAGAAGUCCCAGAAAACUGUCAAGAAUGGAUAGGAGGAAAGAUGGUCCAAAAUGGAUUAGAUCAUUACGUGUAUAAAGUCGGGAUAGCAUUUAACACAGAAAUAUUUGGAACUUUUCGCCAAACCAUAGUUUUCGACUUUGGAUUGGAACCAGUACUCAUGCAAAGAGUAAUGAUUGAUGCAGCUUCUACAGAAGAUCUUGAAUACCUGAUGCAUGCAAAACAACAGCUAGUAACCACAGCUAAGCGGUGGGAUUCUUCUUCUAAGACUAUUAUAGAUUUUGAACCUAAUGAAACUACUGAUUUGGAGAAGAGCCUUCUUAUCAGAUACCAAAUUCCUCUCUCUGCUGACCAGCUAUUUACCCAGUCUGUUUUAGACAAAUCACUGACCAAGACCAACUAUCAAUCACGAUUGCAUGACCUUCUCUAUAUUGAGGAGAUAGCCCAGUAUAAAGAAGUUAGCAAGUUCAACCUUAAAGUGCAAUUGCAGAUUUUAGCAAGCUUCAUGCUCACUGGAGUUGCUGGAGGUGCAAAGUAUGCUCAGAAUGGACAGCUUUUUGGUCGCUUUAAGCUUACUGAAACACUUUCUGAAGAUACUUUGGCUGGACGGCUGGUGAUGACCAAAGUCAAUGCUGUUUAUUUAUUACCAGUCCCUAAAGAGAAGUUAGGACAGACCCAGGGAACCAAAGAGAAGGUUUAUGAAGCUACUAUUGAAGAAAAAACAAAAGAAUAUAUAUUUUUAAGGAUAUCCAGGGAAUGCUGUGAAGAACUUAAUCUUCGGCCUGAUUAUGAUACACAGGUUGAACUUCAGUUUCAAUUAAAUCGAUUACCCCUCUGUGAAAUGCAUUAUGCGCUAGACAGGAUCAAGGACAAUGGGGUUUUGUUUCCAGACAUCACUAUGACUCCAACCAUACCUUGGAGUCCCAACAGACAGUGGGAUGAACAGUUGGAUCCUCGGCUAAAUGCAAAACAGAAAGAGGCUGUUUUGGCAAUUACAACUCCACUGGCAAUACAGCUGCCUCCCGUUCUCAUCAUCGGACCCUAUGGGACGGGAAAAACAUUCACUCUAGCUCAGGCUGUCAAGCACAUUCUCCAGCAGCAGGAGAUGAGCAGGAUUCUCAUUUGCACCCAUUCUAAUAGUGCUGCUGAUCUCUACAUAAAGGAUUAUUUACAUCCAUAUGUAGAAGCAGGCAAUCCCCAGGCAAGACCUCUCAGGGUAUAUUUCAGAAAUCGCUGGGUAAAGACUGUCCACCCAGUUGUGCAUCAGUACUGUUUGAUCUCAAGCGCACAUUCCACCUUUCAGAUGCCACAGAAAGAAGAUAUUCUUAAACACCGAGUGGUGGUUGUUACAUUGAAUACCUCCCAGUACCUCUGUCAAUUGGACCUUGAACCUGGUUUUUUUACACACAUUCUAUUAGAUGAAGCUGCCCAGGCCAUGGAGUGCGAAACCAUUAUGCCUCUAGCAUUAGCAACUAAAAACACUCGGAUUGUCUUGGCUGGUGACCAUAUGCAGCUCAGUCCUUUUGUUUACAGCGAGUUUGCCAGGGAGAGAAACCUUCAUGUUUCAUUACUUGAUCGACUUUACGAGCAUUACCCUGCUGAGUUUCCAUGCAGGAUCCUCCUGUGUGAGAACUACCGCUCCCACGAAGCUAUCAUCAAUUACACCUCGGAGCUCUUCUAUGAAGGCAAAUUGAUGGCCAGUGGAAAGCAGCCAGCACACAAGGAUUUCUACCCACUAACUUUCUUUACAGCACGAGGGGAAGAUGUACAAGAAAAAAAUAGCACAGCUUUUUAUAAUAAUGCAGAGGUAUUUGAAGUGGUGGAACGUGUGGAAGAAUUAAGAAGGAAGUGGCCAGUAGCUUGGGGGAAGUUAGAUGAUGGCAGUAUUGGUGUGGUGACUCCAUAUGCUGAUCAAGUGUUUAGGAUACGAGCUGAACUUCGAAAAAAGAGAUUAUCUGAUGUUAAUGUAGAAAGGGUGCUAAAUGUUCAAGGAAAGCAAUUCAGAGUUUUGUUUCUUAGCACAGUACGUACAAGGCAUACUUGUAAACAUAAACAGACACCAAUUAAAAAGAAAGAGCAACUGCUGGAAGAUUCCACAGAGGACUUAGAUUAUGGCUUUUUGUCUAACUACAAACUUCUCAAUACCGCUAUCACAAGAGCACAGUCCCUGGUUGCUGUCGUAGGUGAUCCCAUUGCUCUGUGCUCUAUUGGAAGAUGCAGGAAAUUUUGGGAGCGAUUUAUUGCACUGUGUCAUGAAAAUAAUAGCCUACAUGGAAUCACUUUUGAGCAGAUCAAAGCUCAGCUAGAGGCUUUAGAGCUAAAGAAGACAUAUGUGUUGAAUCCACUGGCACCUGAAUUUAUCCCCCGGGCUCUAAGACUUCAGCAUUCAGGAAAUAUCAACAAAUUGCAGCAGUCACCCCCCAAGGGGAAAAGCCUCCAUCAUACUCAGAAUGAUCAUUUCCAGAAUGAUGGAAUUGUUCAACCCAAUCCUUCCGUACUUAUUGGCAAUCCUAUUAGAGCAUAUACUCCUCCGCCCCCUCUUGGACCUCACCCAAAUUUGGGGAAAUCUCCAAGCCCUGUUCAAAGAAUAGAUCCUCACACUGGGACAAGUAUUCUUUAUGUACCUGCUGUCUAUGGAGGGAAUGUAGUCAUGUCGGUGCCUUUACCUGUGCCAUGGACAGGAUACCAGGGUAGAUUUGCAGUUGAUCCUCGAAUCAUUACACACCAGGCAGCGAUGGCCUACAAUAUGAACCUCUUACAGACGCAUGGACGGGGUUCUCCUAUACCUUAUGGCCUUGGGCAUCAUCCACCUGUCAGCAUAGGGCAACCACAAAACCAGCAUCAGGAGAAGGAUCCACAUGAGCAAAGUCGAAAUGGUAAAAGUGAAACAAAUAACCCUGGACCUGAGAUUAAUAAAAUUCGAACACCAGAGAAAAAGCCUCCAGAAUCAAAACAGAUUGAUUUGGAAUCAAAUUCACAGAACAGAAGUCCUGAAUCACGUCCUGGUGUUGUUUAUCCCAAUACCAAAUUUCAUCGCAAAGAUAAUCUCAACCCAAGACACAUAAAUCUCCCUCUUUCGGCUCCCCAUGCACAGUAUGCAAUCCCCAAUCGUCAUUUUCAUCCCCUUCCCCAGCUGCCAAGACCACCAUUUCCAGUUCCACAGCAGCACGCCUUGUUAAAUCAGCAGAAUAAUUUGCCUGAGCAACCAAAUCAAAUGCCGCCCCAACCAAAUCAGGUAGUCCAGCAGCAGAAUUCACUGAAGCAGCUGACUCAGCAGCCACCUUCCCAGCUCUCUCCUGCCUACCAGGCAGGACCCAACAGUGCUUUUUUUAAUAGUGCAGUUUCUCAUCGACCACACUCCCCUCCUGCGGAGGCUGUGAUUCCUGAGCAGCAGCCCCCUCCCAUGCUGCAAGAAGGCCCUAGUCCUCUGAGAGCCAUCACGCAACCUGGCCCCAUUCUUCCUUCACAUCUGAAUAACUUCACUGAUGAGAACCCCCCAGGAUUGCCUAUAGGGGAGGCUUUAGACCGUAUGCAUGGGAGUGUAGCCCUGGAAACAUUAAGGCAGCAGCAAGUGCGGUUACAGCAGUGGAGUGAGCACCACGCCUUUCUCGCUCAGGGCAGUAUUCCGUACCCACACCACCACCAUCCUCAUCCCCCGCUCCAGCAGCUUCCGCAGCCGCCCAUUGGACUGCAUCAGCCGCCAGUGAGAUCAGACUGGAAGCUCCCCAGCAGUGCCGAAGAGGAAGCCGAAGCACCAGACUCGAGGUUUCAAGAUUUAAUCAGAGAACUGUCUAAUCGUGAUCAAAGUGAAACUCGGGAACUAGCUGAAAUGCCGCCGCCUCAAUCAAGACUUUUGCAAUAUAGACAAAUUCAGACUAGGAGUCCACCAGCAGUCCCCUCUCCCCCAUCCAGUACAGACCACAGUAGCCACUUUUCUAACUUUAACGACAACAGCAGAGAUGUUGAAGUAGCCAACAGCCCAGCAUUUCCGCAGCGCCUUCCGCCCCAGAUAUUCAGCUCACCGUUCUCCUUGCCGUCUGAACACCUUGCCCCUCCUCCCUUGAAAUACCUGGCACCUGAUGGAGCAUGGACCUUUGCUAACUUACAGCAGAAUCACCUAAUGGGGCCGGGUUUUCCCUACGGGCUACCUCCGUUGCCUCACAGGCCACCGCAAAACCCUUUUGUACAAAUACAGAAUCACCAACAUGCUGUUGGUCAAGAGCCAUUUCACCCACUGUCAUCUCGAACAGUAUCUUCUUCUUCGCUCCCUAGCUUGGAAGAGUAUGAACCCAGAGGACCUGGUCGGCCCUUGUACCAAAGAAGAAUCUCAUCUAGCUCAGUCCAGCCUUGUUCUGAAGAAGUAAGCACUCCUCAAGAUAGUCUUUCUCAAUGUAAAGAGCUUCAGGACCAUAAUAACCAUUCUUUCAACUUUUCAUCCCCGGAGUCCUGGGUAAACACCACCUCAUCUACCCCCUAUCAGAACAUUCCGUGCAAUGGAUCCAGCAGGACAGCUCAGCCCAGGGAGUUGAUAGCUCCACCCAAGACCGCCAAGCCCCCUGAGGAUCAGCUGAAGUCCGAGAGCCUCGAGGUGUCCAGUUCCUUCAACUACAAUGUGCUGCAGCAUCUCGGCCAGUUUCCCCCGCUCAUGCCCAACAAGCAAAUCGCAGAGUCGGCCAACAGCAGUAGCCAGCAGAGCUCUGGGGGCAGCAAGCCUGCCAUGUCCUAUGCCAGCGCUUUGCGGGCCCCGCCCAAGCCCAGGCCCCCGCCUGAGCAGGCCAAGAAGAGUAGUGACCCUCUGUCUCUGUUCCAGGAACUUAGCCUGGGGAGCUCAUCAGGCAGCAAUGGCUUUUACUCCUAUUUUAAAUAAUCACUUUUUUUUUUUCUCAAGGGAGAAUGUUUUAAUUUCUGUUUGUAUCCAUAGAGUUAAGAUAGUUGGACUUCAUCUGUAGGUGCACAGCUACCUUUGUUUUAACAUCAAACAUGUUCUCACUUAAUUGCUUUGCUUUGCUGCUAGACUUGCAACUAAUUUUUUUUAAGUAUAUUCCAUUAUUUUGCAUUUUUGACGUGAGUCGGAAUUCUGACAGCUUUUAUGUAGAAUACAAAAUAUUUUUAAAUUUGUGUAUUGUUACAUGUGUUUGCAUCAAGCUAGCAGCUAAGAGGUUAAUUGUGCAACUAUAAAGAAAAAUAAAAAAAACUUUGUCUAAAAUGUAUUUAAAAAGAAAAAAAAUUGUAAGUAGCAUUUACAUUUAUUCAAUAAUAUUACCAUAUGCUGGGUUUCUGUACCAGAAAUGGCCAGUUGAUGUACAAAUGUAUGUUAUUUUUGCUUAAAUUCAUUUAAAAUUUUUUAAAAUAAAGGGGCAGCAUCUUCUAAAUACUUUUAAGUUUUAUCAGCAUUUUUUUUUGUGACAAGAUGCUGCAUUCUAAAACUUUUAUAGUUUUAGACCAUGUAUGACGUGCUGUUGUAAUCUCCAUCCACUGUAGGGUAGAGUUAAAGGCAUUCUUUGCAGAUGUAUUUUGUAUGCCACUGUUUUUUGUAACGUGAAAAAACACUGGCAUACUUAGUUCUUUUUUGGACAAGCUAUACUCCAAGCUUGUUUUUAAUGUUAAUUUGAUAGUGUGUGUGUUUUUUUUUAAACAAAUCAUGAAGCUGAAAAAUUUUUAGGAUUGUUGGUGCUUAGUAGACUUGAUAACUAUUUUAAAAAUGCGUGAAUUUAGUAAAAUCCUUUUUUUCUCACUAUGCAUGUGUAAAUGUUUGUAAUCUGGCUUUCCCCACCUCUCCAGUGGUAUAAAGAAUUGUGCCGCUUUAAGGUUUGUUUUUUUUUCCCUCCAGUAAAAAUUUUGGUACCUUAUUUGAUGUUUACAUUAAAAUGUGACAUUAUACAUGGCAGUUCAAAUAUUUUGCUAACUGUUUUGUUUGGGGAACACCAUUAAAAAGAAACGUUUGUCAAAGAUGUAUCAAAAUUCAUCAAAAUCUGGGGCAAAAAGCUACCCUUUUUUUAAUGUCUUUUCAAUUCUUCUAAAACAACCCUACUGCACUUGUAUAAAAAUAUAAAAUUUAAAUAGCUAUCUUAAAUAUUCUACAGUCUAAAAAUUGUUUUGAAUGAACUUUGGUAAAAUCCAAAGGAAAAUGUUUAUCCUCAUAAAACUUGUGGUCUUGUAACACAUUUGAAAUGAUGCAUGUCCUUAUUGUUUUCCUGAUCUAAUAGUACUACUUUGAUACUUCAGAGAUAUCUUGAAAUUACAAUAUAAUCUUUUUUUUUUUUAAUUAAGAUGAGGUUGGGAAACUGCAAAUGAACCAAUGGACCCUGAUGAUCCAUUCAAAAACAGCUUUUUGGAGGACUCCUUUUGAAUAGGCCAUCCUAUUUCGCAUUACAUUUUUAAAACAGUGUUGAAAAGUGGCAGGGGUAAAGAAAAACUGUUUACAUCUGUUAUUUGACUGGCGUUUAGUUGAUGUAGGCCAGCUAAAGCCCCUGUAAUCCUCAAGACAAUUUAGGAGAAGAGCGUGCCUUUAGUUAAAGGUCAGCAAGCCUAAGGGGCGAAUGAAGGGUGCAUCUUUCCUUCAGUCUGUCUGCUCAGAGAGCAGAUCGUUUCUAUAUGGCUUCCUGCCCCGGGCUGCGGGGCUCUGAGCGGCAGCGUAGACUUGGAGACUGCAGGCAUGUUAACGGUUAGUGUCAGUCACAGUAGGAAAACAGCCAGCGAGUUACAGCACCACGUUUUCCCGGUAUGAGGUCAGGUCACCACGUUUAGCCACGUCAAAUGUUGCUCAAUAUACUUCUGUCACAAGAAAGGAAGAAAAAUUUUUGCCAUAUAGCUAUGUAUUUCCAACUCUGACAAAACUCAAGACAUAGCCCAAAUGAAAAUUAAAUUUCCCCCAUGGGAUAAUGAAAACCAAUUUUCUCAUCAAAUGAUUCUUCUCCCCCACAAAUACACAGUACUGACACAAGCCAGAUGAAUGUUUGAAAACAUUUUGAUAAUAUGAAGACGGAACUGUCCUGUCAGGCUUUCAGUUAAUCCCUUGUCAUGAAGUAAUUGCCUAAUCUUCUGUUUUCCAUACUUGAACCUUUAAAAAAAUCAGUUUUUAUAUUAUUUAUAUUUAUAUUUAACUAAAGAGGUCAAAUGCACCACCCCACCACCUUAUAUAAAUAUAUUGAUGAUGGAAGCUUUGGAUAAGGAAGCUAUUGAGCUGUGGAGACAUCCCUGUUCUAAGUAGUUAUUUCUAAAAAAACUAAAAAUAAUAGCUACUUAUGAGUCCCCUGCUCUGCUGUGUCUGAGUGUUCCUUAUUUCCUUAUUGUUUCUGCAGCCAGUCAAGGAUUUGAAUGUUGUUUCCAUCUGAUACUCUUAGAUUCUGCUUCAAAUGCAUAUUUCAACCUCUAAUCAGCUUACUCUUUUCUUAGCAUUACUUAUGCUGACUCUCCAGCAGUGCUUUGAAUCUGUUAUGCAUAGUAUCUUGUAAGGCUACCGGAAUCAUAGCAAAUUUCUAUUGAAAUGAGGCAUAGCUUCUGAAUACUGUUCAUGCUGUUUGGGUAAUAUUUGGGCAGUGUUAGCAAGUAUCCACAAUUCAGACUUAAACAACUUCAUUUAUAUACUAGGUUCAGCCUUGGAGUGCAGAUGGAACUUUCUUCUUCUGUUUUUUUUUUUUAGAGGAAACCUGAUGUUCACUCUUGGAUAAUACCAAGUAUUAUCAACUUCCUUUUCUUCCAGAACAGACUUUUUCUAAAGUGAGGUUAAUUGUUCACAUGAUGUUCUACUUCUUUGUUCUUUGUAUCACUCUGAAGUUUCCUUUUUCUUGCCAAAACUAUUUUUUAUUCAUUUCACUUUUUAAUUUCAGUGCUACUUGGGAUUAUCUUUUUUUUUUUUUUUUUUUUACCUUAAAUUCUUUGGGGUGACAGAAUUUGUAGAGUAUUCAUGCUAAUUUUUUUUUCUGAUCUGAAAAUGAAUUUUUGUUAAGAUUUGAAGAACCUCAUUCAGUGUAAUGUAGAUAUUUUCUGUCGUGUUUUUAAAAGGGGUUUUGGUUGCCAUUCUGACAUAUGCUUUGCCAAAUUGUUAUAGCAGAGCUUUGUUUUUGAUUAAUCAGUAGUUAAUUUUGGCCUUUUAAAUUCACAUGAUCUUAAUUUUCCUUCCCUCAAACAGAUGUGCUUUCUAUCCAGGUUGUUUUGUGCAAAUGAAAUAAAUUGCUUUGUGUGUU